This is a messenger RNA of Schistosoma rodhaini, 360 nucleotides long. The record is from the annotation of a GenBank genome assembly. Lineage: Eukaryota; Metazoa; Platyhelminthes; Trematoda; Strigeidida; Schistosomatidae.
AUGUUUAUUGGUCUUCGUUUUGGUGGUCGGAAUAAAACUUUGACUGUAUCAAUGACUUUAUCUAGAAAUAAUGAAAGAAAAAUAUAUCUGUGUUACAUAAUCACUAAACAAGACAAAGUUGGAAAACAGCAGGAAUUCAGUGAUAUUAAUUUAGAGAUGUUAAAUAAAACAAUUGAUCAUUCUACUACUACUACUACUACUACUACUACUACUACUACUACUACUACUACUACUACUACUACUACUACUACUACUACUACUACUACUACUACUACUACUACUACUACUACUACUACUACUACUACUACUACUACUACUACUACUACAAAUAAUAAUAAUAAUAAUAAUAAAAUGAUUUAA